CCAUUCGUGGCCUCAGCUAUCAAUCACCAGGUCCCGGCUGGUGAUUCUUCUCGCCAGUACUCAGUGAUCGUCGACUAUCUCCAACGGGGGACAGACCUGUGUAUAAACAACACAGAUCUUUCCCCUGUCAGCUCCUGCACACUGCUUUGUAUGGUUCUGCAUAGCAGAGCCAGUUGAAAGCACUCACACAGCAUACUGUGAAACAGCACACAGUUAACCCUUUGAUCGCCCCACAUGUUAACCCUUCCUGCCCAGUGCCAUUAGUACAUUGACAGUGCUUUUUAUUAGCACUGAUCACUGUAUUGGUGUCACUGGGGAUAUUAGUGACACCAAGUCAGUUCCCCCCAGUGUCAGAAUGCCCACCUCAGUCCCACAGUCCCUCUAUAAGUUGCUGA
This is a messenger RNA of Staurois parvus, 395 nucleotides long. NCBI's taxonomy places the organism in Eukaryota, Metazoa, Chordata, Amphibia, Anura, Ranidae. The record is from the annotation of a GenBank genome assembly.